AUGAGCGCGGCCGCCAGCCCCGAGCCCCUGCCCUCGCCCCCCGCCCCUGGGCCCCGCUACUUGGAGCGCUCGGCCGAGGGCCGCGAGUAUCUGCGGGCGCGGAACAUGGCGGCCGACCUGCGGCAGGACUUCAACAUGAUGGAGCAGAAGAAGCGAGUCACCAUGAUCCUCCAGAGCCCGUCUUUCAGGGAGGAGCUGGAGAGCCUCAUCCAGGAGCAGAUGAAGAAGGGGAACAACUCAUCCCACAUCUGGGCCCUGCGGCAGAUCGCCGACUUCAUGGCCACCACGUCCCCCGCCGUCCUCCCCACCUCCCCCAUGGGGCUGGCGGCCGUCACCCCCAUCAACGACCUGCACGGCCCCGAGAUGCCGGCGCUGGCCAAGGGGGAGCGGCUGAUGCGCUGCAAGGUGGGCAGCAUCCACCGCCUGCUCGACCUCUACGGCUGGGCCCAGCUGGGGCACGCCGCCGUCACCCUGCGGGUCAGCAAGGAGCAGGAGCAUUUCUUGGUGGCCCCGCAGGGGCUGGCGUGCAGCGAGGUGACAGCGGCCAGCCUGAUCAAGGUGAACGUGCUGGGGGCCGUGGUGGAGCAGGGCAGCACCGGCUUCGCCCCCGACGCCCGCAGCUUCAGCCUUCACGCCGCCAUCUACGCCGCCCGCCCCGACGCCCGCUGCAUCGUCCGCCUGCACACGCCGGCCACCGCCGCAGUGUCGGCCAUGCGCUGCGGCGUGCUGCCCAUCUCUCGCGCCGCGCUGCUGCUGGGGGACGUCGCCUACUUCGACUUCCGCGGGGAGGUGGAGGACGAAGCCGAUCGGGUCGAGCUCCAAAAAUCCCUCGGACCCACCUGCAAGAUACUGGUGCUGCGCAACCACGGGGUGCUGGCGCUGGGCGACACCGCCGAGGAGGCCUUCUACAGCAUCUUCCACCUGCAGGCGGCCUGCGAGAUCCAGGUGUCGGCGCUGGCAAGCGCGGGUGGUGCGGAGAACCUGAUCGUGCUGGAGCGCGCCAAGCACCGGCCCCACGAGGUGGGCUCGGUGCGCUGGGCCGGCAGCACCUUCGGGCCCAUGCAGAAGAGCCGCUUGGGCGAGCACGAAUUCGAAGCCCUGAUGAGGAUGCUGGACAACCUGGGUUACCGCACAGGCUACACCUACCGCUACCCCUUCGUGCAGGAGAAGAGCAAGCCCAAAAGCGACGUGCUGAUCCCCGCCACGGUGACGGCCUUCGUCUUUGAGGAAGAGGCCGCCCCCGUCCCCGCGCUGCGGCAGCACGCCCAGAAGCAGCAGAAGGAGAAGACGCGGUGGCUCAACACCCCCAACACCUACAUGAGGGUCAACGUGGCCGAGGAGCAGCAGGGCAGCACCGGCAGCCAGAAGACGAAGACGACGUGGCUGAAAGCGGAUGAGGUGGAAAAAGGCAGCAGCGGGACCCCCAUCCGAAUUGAGAACCCCAACCAGUUCGUGCCCCUCUACACGGACCCACAGGAGGUGCUGGAGAUGAGGAACAAGAUCCGGGAGCAAAACCGCCAGGACGUGAAGUCAGCCGGGCCCCAGUCGCAGCUGCUGGCCAGCGUGAUCGCCGAGACCAGCCGCAGCCCCUCCACAGAGAGCCAUUUGGGGGAUGCAGAGGCCAAAGAGGCGUCCCGGGAGGAGGCACCCCCCGAGCCGGAGCCCCCGAACCCCUUCAGCCAGCUCACCGACCAGGAGCUGGAGGAGUACAAGCAGGAGGUGGAGAGGAAAAAGCUGGGGCUGCAGGGCGAGAAGGACGCCGCGGCAGAGGAGAGCCAGGCUCCCCCCGCCAAAUCGCCCCCGGCCUCCCCACCGCAGAGCCCGGCCACGGUGCCGGCAGAGAGCCCGGCCCCGACGCCUGCGGAGCCCUCGGAGGGUGACAAGAAGGCGGACGGCGGCCAAGCGCCAGCCGAUUCCGCUGCUGAGAAGGACUCACCGGCAGUGAUGAACGGGAAGGAUGAGGAGCAGAGCACCGAGGAAAGUCUGGGCAAAGUGGGGGGCCAGACAACCUCCCCCACCAACGCCGACCCAGAUGCCCCCAAAGAGAAGGAGACGGUGACCAGUAGCCCUGUCUCCCCUGAAGGUUCACCCUCCAAAUCACCCUCGAAGAAGAAGAAGAAAUUCCGGACCCCGUCUUUCCUGAAAAAAGGCAAAAAGAAGGAAAAAAUCGAAUCUUGAGUCUCCUC
Messenger RNA from Gavia stellata (red-throated loon), 2186 nucleotides. It is a transcript of the gene ADD2, whose product is annotated as adducin 2. NCBI's taxonomy places the organism in Eukaryota, Metazoa, Chordata, Aves, Gaviiformes, Gaviidae. Gene Ontology annotation, molecular function: actin filament binding. The record is from RefSeq and is a predicted model, not a curated record. Gene Ontology annotation, biological process: barbed-end actin filament capping. Gene Ontology annotation, cellular component: cytoskeleton; plasma membrane; postsynaptic density.